This is a messenger RNA of Dermacentor albipictus, 4774 nucleotides long. NCBI's taxonomy places the organism in Eukaryota, Metazoa, Arthropoda, Arachnida, Ixodida, Ixodidae. The record is from RefSeq and is a predicted model, not a curated record.
GUCGACGGCGCCGGCGUAAGUUUGGUGGUCGGCCGAACAUAUUCUUUUCUACAUAGGCCGAAUCUGGCAAAGAACGUAAUCCGGAGGGACGGGGGUCAUAAAACCGUGGAACGAACGCGAACGAAUGCGAGAAGUGCGCCAUUUUGCCUCGACGCGAGCUCGGUUCCCUGAACGUGUGGGUCCCAGGAACGGCUUCCUUUUCAAGUGAACGGAUGACUUCGGCGGAUGGUACAGCGACAGUGGUGUCGUCUGCCGUUCGACGGUCGUCUGCUCGAACCACACCGCCGGCUGGAACUGAAGCAUCGCUUCAGAGGAAGCCCACGUUUUGCAAGACUGCAACCGAAAAAGAAUAUACAAGGAGGCUCCGUAACCACGUGGUCCAAGGGACAUGCGGUGAGCGAGCGUCGGCCGGAGGUCGCAUGUGCCGCAGAUGCGCCAGGGCUUCCCUCUCCAGUGGACGCUGGCCCUGGUGCUACACGUCCUGACCGGCGCCCUCCUCCCGCAAGUCGUCUGGGCUGACGAGAAGUGCUCGAGCCUCGGCUUCGGCGGCGGCGCCUGGCUCAACCCGUGCGGCUACUGCGUGGGCGGCAACACGGGCCUGGAGCGCACGCACGGCCGCGACUGCCGGGGCGCCUGCGGCGGCACGGCGCGCAGGGACUGCAACGGGGUGUGCGCCGGCGGCGCCUACGUCGAGCCAUGCUCCGGCCAGUGCGUCUACGGCAAGCACAGCAAGGUGUACGCGGCCGACAAGGAGCUGCUGGCCCAGCACCGGGACUGUCGUGGCAUCUGCCUGGCGAGCCAGGUGUCGAGCUCGGCCCGGCCCACGUCGCCGUCGUACACCAGAGACUCGUGCGGCGUUUGCGUUCGCGGUCCGGUCGCCAAGGACGCCAGCGCCUACAAGGACUGUCUCGGAGUGUGUCGCAUACCAGGUAUGUCUCGAGAGAAGGCCACAGUCACGUGCGGCAGCUGCGUCGGUGGCAACGGAACCGUAUCCAAGGCCGACGUGUUGGACAGCUGUGGCAACUGCAAGACGGCGAAGACGCCUUGCCUCUGCGACGGGAAGGGUGAAAAAGACGAGUGUGGCGUGUGCAACGGUAAGGGCACGACGUGCUUCGUUCUCAAAGCCGUGCGACCGUCCGCCGUACCUGCUGACGUGGACGUACAGGUCACGCUAGAGGGCGCUUUCAGUGGCGAGUCACGUGACGUCCUGUGCGUGUUCCGGCGGCGCGAGGCGACCCCAACAGAAUCCGGCGAGCCGCCCCCGCCAAUCACGGCCGCUGGGCGCGGUAACGGCACCGUGUUCGUCUGUCAGCCCAGGGCAUUCCCUCAAGGAACCUACGUGGUGACGGCGCGACUUUCACGGAUCGGCAAAGAGGUCAACAGCUCAGACACGAUCCUCACAGCAUUCAACAAUGAAGUGUCCUUUGAAAAGAUGGAGCCCGCCAGUGCCCCCUACCGCCAGGAGGAGAACAAGGGCGAUUUUCUCACGCUCACCUUCUCUGGCGGAGACGUCCCGAAGUUUCCGUUGUACUGCAUCCUCGUUCCAUCAGACAGGGGGAAGAAGCGUGUCCUGGUACGGCCUCAGGGAUCGGCGCCCUCUUGGUUCACACAGUGCCGUGUGCCUUUCCCCAAGACGUCGGGAGACUUCGUGGUGUACCCUUCGCUCGACGGGCAGCACCCUCUGGUGACGGGUUUCAACCUGUCGCUGUACGCGACCAGGCCGCAGAUCAAGGCGUCAUUCAUCACCGCCGACGGUAGCAGCGCCGUGGUGUUGUUCGACCGCGCCGUCAACGUGUGCCUCGCAUCCGGUUGCGAGCGGAUACUCUCCAGCGACACGCUGAGCGCCUUGGGCCUUCUGAACGUGCACUGCCGAUGGGCGACCAAGCAGCAGCUCGUAGUGAACCUCGCCAAGCCCGCCUCUGGAGACAAAGUGAAGCUGGUCCUCAUCUCCGAGAACGUGGUGGAAGACAAGCAGGCAGUCAUCUGGAACACUGGUGACGAGCUGAAAACAGACGCCAAGCGGUCGCCGGCGUCGGAAAGCCCCGCCCUGUCGGCAGUGAUCACGGGGCCCAGCGUGGCUCCUCGAUGCGGCGCGCUGACUCUCAGCGUGCAGUACACGUGGCCCCUCGGUCCCGUGGAGGCGUUCACGUGGUCGGCCGUUCGGAACGACACCGCAGCUCUAGAGGACCACCUCAAGGCCAAACUCAAGGGCACAAACACGCCGUUCCUGGAGCUUGACGCCGAAGACCUGGAGAUGGACAUGGAGUACAGAUUCACGGUCAAGGUGACGGCCGACAGCAAGAACGUGGUCGAGCUGUUGCACGCUGUCAUCCGCAGGGACGUCAACGCCCCAAUCGUGGUCAUCUACACCGACGCCAUGAUGAAUGGACAGCAGGUGUCACCCGAAAACGAGGUCUACCUCUACGCGGAGGUCACGGUGCCUGACUGCAACAGGACCAUCGAGGACCUGGACUUCAAGUGGGUGGUCGACACUCCGCUGGUGCGCUUCAACUUUGGCAACCAAAACUCUCCAGUCUACAGGGUCAGGCCAUUCGACCUGCCCGCGGACACGAACGUGACGUUCACGCUGCGCGUCUCCAACUACUACGACGCCGAGGAGUACGGCGAGGCGUCGGUGACCCUCGUCGUCGGAUCGCCUCCGCUAACGGCUGUCAUAAAAGGUGGCCCUGUCCGGGUGGCUGGUGUAAGCCAGAAUGAUGUCGUUAUUGACGGCUCGCCGUCAAGCCCUAAUGUGAAGCCGCUUGUCUACCAGUGGAGCUGUCUAGACGAGGACCUGCAACCGUGCUACGACUACGGUCCAGCAGCGACCGGUGACCUGCUGCUCGACCCACUGGAGGCGAACCGCGGCGUGCUCCGGGUCAUGGCCGAGAGGCUGGAGCCCGGAAAGAGACUCAACUUCACCCUGGAGGUCUUCCGCGGGGACAACAGCAGCGCAGACAGCGCGGCUGCCUCCACGCUGGUCGUCACACGUGACGAACCCAUACCUCUGGUAUCCCUUGACGAGAUACUGGUUGGCGGCAAGCCGGUGUACGAAUAUGACGCCGCCACGGAGUCCUAUUUGGUGAACGCGGGUCCAAUGGUUGUCGUCCACGCGGUCUUCUUCGUCCACUCAAAGUCUAUAUCGAUCAACUGGAACGUCCCAGGUUUCCCCUGCCAGUACAGCACAGCUGGUGUUAAGAAAGGCUUGGAAGGGCACACUUACCUAACGCUGCCUGAAGGAAGCCUGGUUCCCCACGGCUCUUACACGGCCCAGCUGGAAGUGUGCGAGAAGUCCCGCUGCGGCGGCAUCAACGUGUCGGUGAGCGCCAAGCCGGGACCCUCGCUGUGCCGGCUGCAGUUCGAGGCCGAGGAACCGGUGGAACAGCUCAACGUGACGACAGCCGUGGUACGCGCAUGCGCAGUGCCGCCCGGAUCUCACCCGAUGACGUACCAGCUCUGGGCGCACGACGGUGAGGUGGUCACGGUACCGCUGACCACCGUGCAGCGCUCCCCGUUCCUCGAGUUCAUCGUGCCUUCGGCAAACUUCAGCGCCAUCUGCGUCCAGGCCUGCGACAUGUCGCAGCAAUGCGGCGUCUUCUGCAACGACUCUCUGGAAACCGUGCCUUCGGGGAGCCAGAGCGAAAGCCUCACGAUGGCCUUCAAGAGGUCCGCGAUGCAGUACCGUCAAGGGAACAAGCUGGCGAGCGUGGUGACGCUGGUGUCGGCGCUGUCGGAGGACGACACGGAGGCACCGGGCCGGGUGCUGGACCAGCUGCUGGGGGCCACCUUCCAGAGCACCAACGCCCAGAGACUGGAACCGGGCGACGUGCGGGCGCUGUACCAGGCCUCUCGCGUCAUGAUGGCCCGAGGGAACGUCGACCUGGUCUCCGGCGCCCUCGAGGCCACCUCGGUCAUCUCCGAGAUGGCCCUCAAGAAAAAGAUUCCUGUCGGUUUCGACACGCUCGAGGCCGUGUACCUGUGGACGCGAAACGUGAGCGCCCGUUACCCGGACAACGACCAAGUUCGCAGGAACGUCGAGAAUGCCCAGAGGAGAAUCGAGGAGGUGACAGCUUCCAGGCUUCCCAAGGGCCAGCAGGUCCGUUUCGUGGCUGACCAGGUGACGCACAUCCACCACCGGUUCCUCAGCCGGGACCAGGUGACCAUCCCUAGCCUCAACAGGCCCGGAGCCACAGACGUCGCUGUCAGCUUCGACAAGGCCCUAUGGGAAAGGUUCCAGAUCUGGAAGUGUGGUUCCCGGAUGUGCCAAGGUGUGGUGCUCGUGAUCACGGUGCACCAGACCAAUCCUUUCGUGGGCAGCGACGUGGGUACCCGGAUGACUCCCGUCGUUUCGGUCACCUUCCGAACACCAGACACCGGCGAGGCGGUGCGGGGCGUCUCGCUGCGUGACUCGCUGAGCCUGCAGAUGCGCCAGACGGGAAACGAGUCCCGCGUUCACGGCAUGGUGCUGCGCUGCUUCCGCUGGCACGAGCGGGACGAGGAGUGGACCCAGAGGGACAUGACGGAGCUCGGGAUCAAGCAGCGGCAGGUCACCUGCCUCGCCUCUUCCACCGGCUCCUUCACCGUCUUCGAGGUCGAGGACGGCCUGAGCACGGCGGCCAUCGCGGGAAUCGUGGUCGCCUGCCUGAUGAGCGUGUUCAUCAUCGCCGCCGUCAUGAUGUUCAUGAUGCACAAGAAGCAGCACACCGGCUCCGCCAAAGUGGCUGACCAGGGACCACGUUGAAGCAAUAAAACACAGCCAUGCCUUUCUUCUUCA